UGUUUAUAUUUUACGGAAAAACUUCAUGCUUGAAAUGAUGAAGUUGUUGUUUUUCGCUCUCAUCCCCCUGGUUUAUGCAACCCCUGGUGGGUGGCAAAAAGUUUCACUUGAUGAUUUAGACGUUAAAGAAGCAACAUUAAAUGGAGUAAAGUUUUUAUCUAGACGAACGAAUUCCUUGUAUCACACAAGGCUGAUAGAAAUUGUAGAUGCUGAAAAACAGAUUGUUGCUGGGGUUAAUUACAAACUUCAAGUAAGAGCUGGUUAUACAUCAUGCAAAAAAUCUGAAGUUAAGUAUGAAGAUCUUGAAAGCUGCGAAUUUCAAAAUGGGCCACACAAACUUUGCAGCUUAAAAGUUUAUAAAGAUUUGCGAGGCAGGCAUACACUGACGGAGUUCCAUUGUGAAACUGAUUCCGUAAAUAGAUCCCCCAUCGUGAAUCUUCACCAUGAUUAUGCAGAAAAAUUACUUUUUGAUGAUUUCAUUGCCAGGCAUGGAAAAGAAUACAAAGAUGAAAGAGAAAAAAUGGGUCGAUUCAAAGUCUUUCAAGAAAACUUAAAGAAAAUCAAAUUUCUGAAUGACCAUGAGAAAGGAACUGCAAGAUAUGGUUUAACACACUUCGCUGACUGGACAGGGGAAGAAUUCAAGCGAAAUGCUUUAGGCUUACGCCCAGAUCUUAUGGAUGCAAAUGAAAUGCCACCUUCAGCUGAAAUUCCAAAAAUUAGCAUCCCUGAUUCAUUUGACUGGCGGGACAAAAAAAUAAUAACUGAAGUUAAAAAUCAACAACAGUGUGGAUCUUGCUGGGCAUUUUCUACCACUGGAAAUAUUGAAGGACAGUGGGCACUGAAAAAGAAGGCUUUGGUUUCCCUAUCAGAACAAGAACUAGUGGAUUGUGAUAAAGUAGAUCAAGGAUGCAAUGGAGGAUUGCAGACUAAUGCUUAUAAAGAAAUUAUUCGCCUUGGUGGAUUAGAACAAGAGCAAGACUAUCCCUAUGAGGCUGAAGGUGAAAAAUGUGAGUUUUCAAAGUCUAAAGUAAAAGUUUACAUCAAUGGAUCAGUCACGAUUUCUUCAAAUGAAACAGAAAUGGCACAGUGGUUGGUGCAGAAUGGACCUAUUGCAAUUGGAAUUAAUGCAAAUGCUAUGCAGUUUUACUAUGGUGGAAUCUCUCACCCAUGGAAGUUCCUCUGCGACCCAAGCAACCUUGAUCAUGGUGUCUUGAUUGUUGGCUAUGGUGUUCACACGUAUCCGAUAUUUAAAAAGACUCUUCCUUUCUGGAUUAUAAAGAACAGUUGGGGUGCCUCUUGGGGAGAACAGGGUUAUUAUCGAGUCUACCGUGGUGAUGGAACAUGUGGAUUGAAUUUGAUGGCCUCAUCAGCUGUUGUUAAUUAAGAGCCCGUGUGGAACAAAAAAGUUGUUGUACUUUUAUUUUAAGGUGUUGCCUAGUAUUGUUGAUUGUUUUUCUAAAAUAACUUUUUUAUUUAAAUGUAGAACAUUUUAAUAAAGUUUGUAUUUUUAUAUUUGUCA
Parasteatoda tepidariorum (common house spider) is the source of this 1519-nucleotide messenger RNA. Its product is annotated as cathepsin L. Lineage: Eukaryota; Metazoa; Arthropoda; Arachnida; Araneae; Theridiidae. Gene Ontology annotation, biological process: proteolysis. Gene Ontology annotation, molecular function: cysteine-type endopeptidase inhibitor activity; cysteine-type peptidase activity. The record is from RefSeq and is a predicted model, not a curated record.